AUGUCGUCGUCGUCGGACAUAUACGCCUUCCGAAGGACCCCAGAGGGGAUGGCAAUCGAGAACAUCAAUGUGUUCAAAGCGACAUACCUCGACCGAUAUGGUUUUGAACUUUCUAGCCAGCAAAUCCACUCCGCACUUGAACACCGUCGGGACGUCCGUGACUUCUCAGCAGGAGGGCCUUACACCGGUUCCGAUCUGCAGCAAGCGAAGAAUUCUACCAUGUUGGCCGCGGUCUGUUUAGAAAAAUUGACGGAAAGAGUGGGUUCAGCGCUGUGCGAAGCAAGAGAUCGAGUCACGGCGUCGCUGGUAUCACGAGAUCCCUCUUCUCAACUUUCGUGCCUAAUUCUUAGUCUCAUCCCGCCAAUGAAUGAUAACAAGGUCUGCGGAUACAAGCGACCCAACAUACAUUUCAAACAAGAGGUGGUUUCAGGUUCUGGCGCGCAAGCAACUGCCGCCGCCGUGGCCGCCGCGAAUGCAGCCGCCACCGCCGACGCCGACGCCAGGAUCCGUGAUAUCUUUACGGAUUGCCUUGGAUAUUCAAUCACACCCUACGUAACAAAGGCAAGAGCAAAAGGACACGUCUCUCAAUACGUUCGUUCGAUCGUUCUCCAAUACUUUUCACACCAACCAUCUUCAG
Filobasidium floriforme is the source of this 637-nucleotide messenger RNA. RefSeq lists its product as uncharacterized. The annotation marks the transcript as partial. The record is from RefSeq and is a predicted model, not a curated record. The transcript is spliced from 4 exons. NCBI's taxonomy places the organism in Eukaryota, Fungi, Basidiomycota, Tremellomycetes, Filobasidiales, Filobasidiaceae.